Chaetomium strumarium is the source of this 1310-nucleotide messenger RNA. Its product is annotated as AhpD-like protein. NCBI's taxonomy places the organism in Eukaryota, Fungi, Ascomycota, Sordariomycetes, Sordariales, Chaetomiaceae. Bases 214 to 978 code for a protein of 254 amino acids. The record is from RefSeq and is a predicted model, not a curated record. The transcript has 2 exons.
CACGCCGAGAACAGGAACAGGAGAAGCAUCAAACCACAUACCAGGUAAUGAGAUUCUACCGAGGGAGUCUAACGGUCUCUGAUAAGGGGAAAACUGCCCAUGUGUCCAACUUUCAUUCCUAUUGCUUUGAUAUAUGCUCUCCUUUCGCACUUGUACAUGAUAUAUCUUCAUAUUUGAGCAAUCAUCCCAACCAUUCCGGUGCCGAGCCUCAAAAUGACCUCUCCCCCGGCCAUCAUCACCCCCGCCUUCCUCUCGUCCAUCCGCAGCCAUCCAAGCCUGCCAGGGCACACAUGGUACCUCAUCGCCGCUGCGACCUUAUCCCAGCUAAACCGGCCGGAUGAGAUCGGUCAAGUCUAUUUACAUGCUCUGCAACACGGUGCCGGUUCUGCCGACUCAGCUCCGAGCGCAGAUGAAAAGCUCCGCAUCUCCCGCCGGAUGCGCGAGGCGCUGAUCAAGGCAGCCGCAGUAGGGGGCGUUCCGAGGACGAUCAACGCGCUCCUCGAGCUCAAGAAAGUGACACCAGAAGACCUCUUGGAUGAGCCUGAAGCCUUUUCCCCCACGGGGCGCAGGGCGGAGAUCUACGAGACACCGACGCUAGAGAUCAUGGAGCGGGGCCAGGGUUUCUUCGAGGCUGUAUACGGCAAAAUCACCAGGAGGGUCAUGGGCCAAAUGGAUCGCUCCGGCACCGAGGACCUGGGUCUGGUGGCCCGCCUGAUGUACGGCUACGUCUUGAGCAACACGAGCGUCCUCAGCGCUGCUGAAACCUCGUUUGUCAUGAUCGCCGGCUUGAUUCCCCAGGAUGUGAACCCCCAGCUCAAGGGGCAUCUGAGGGGAGCUCUCAAUGGUGGCGCAACGGUUGAGCAGGUGAAGGCGGUGCGCAACGUGGUGGUGGAAAUCUGCAUGGCCGCCGGCAUGAAGAUGCUCGAAGCCGGCACUCAUGCAGGGUUCGGAUGGAGAAGUGAGGUUGCCGACCUGUAGCAUCAGUGCAGCAUACGUUGUGACCGAAGCCAGCACCGCCAAGGUCGACAGCCGGCGAGUGUCCUGUCUCCUUCGCCAGCGCCCUCGGCUUCCCUCGGCGAGGUUUGAUCACAGUCAGCAGCACGACCGGGUGCAUGUCGGGGAGCUGCGACCCUUCCCACCCACCCACACUGGAUUGGGCUUGGGCGGACAAAUCCCAAGUGCAUACGUCCAUUGUAUUUCGCAAUCAUAAACCAAUGAUUCCUGAACGCCACUCGCUACACAGUAUCACCGCCGCUGUCCCUGGCAUCUCACCUCACAUGGUCCUCUGCACUCUCAUCCCACUUCGGCCG